UGUCCUGACUUACCUGCACUGCGGUGUGUUUUGUACGUACGGAUCGGUCGGACUCGCCCGCUCUUUUGGGGGUGCUCGCGCCAGCAAAUAUGCGGCCACGCUUGCUCUGGAUCGUUUUGCUGGUUGUCGCUCGUACGGCUUUGGCUGACGAGGGCUAUGAUUAUCCCAGACCAUCAAAACCGUUUAUACCAGGUGGCCCGGGUGGAGGUCCCGGUACUGGAGGAUUUCCAAGUCCACCCGGUGGAUAUCCAUCGGGCGGUGCACCUGGUGUCCCCGGGGGUCCUGGUGAACCUGGCGGACCUGGAAAACCUGGAGGUUUCCCGGGUGGCGGACCAGGACCAUCGGGCUUUCCAGGUGGACGUCCAGGAGGUACUCAACCGGGUGGGCAACAACCCGGGGGAUUUCCAUCGGGCCAAGGACCUUCUGGUGGUUACCCAAGUGGACGACCCUCUAUUCCAUUUCCGAGCGGUGAACCGACAGGUGGCGGAUAUCCUGGUAGCCGACCUGGUGGCCAAAGACCAGGGAGCUUUCCCUCAGGUCAAGGACCAAGCGGAGGUUAUCCCGGCGGACAAGCUCCUGGAGGUUAUCCCGGUGGAGAGCAGAAGCCUAGUGGGCCGGGAGGUGGAUAUCCUGGUAGAGAGCCAGGCGCUGGUUAUCCAGGAGGUGCUCAGAGACCUGGCGGUGGUACAGGUCCUCAGGGACCAGGCGGGUAUCCAGGUCCAGGAGGACCAAGCGGCCCUCAAGGUCCUGGAGGUCAGCAAGGCCCAGGUGGAACAUCUACCGGUGGUUACCCUGGUACUAGACCAGGUUCUCAAGGGCCAGGAGGCUAUCCAAGUGGGCCAGGAACUCAAGGUCCAGGAGGUUAUCCAAGUGGACCGGGAGCGCAAAAACCAGGAGGUUAUCCAAGUGGUCCAAGACCACAGGGACCAGGGGGCUAUCCAAGUGGACCCGGAACACAAAGACCAGGAGCACAGAAACCAGGCUAUCCAAGUGGCCCAGGACCACAAGGACCAGGAGGCUAUCCAAGUGGCCCAGGACCACAAGGACCAGGAGGCUAUCCGAGUGGUCCGGGACCACAAGGGCCAGGAGGCUAUCCGAGUGGUCCGGGACCACAAGGGCCAGGAGGCUAUCCGAGUGGUCCGGGACCACAAGGGCCAGGAGGCUAUCCAAGUGGUCCAGGACCACAAGGACCAGGAGGCUAUCCAAGUGGCCCGGGACCACAAGGGCCAGGAGGCUAUCCAAGUGGGCCAGCGACACAAAGACCAGGAACACAACGGCCGGGAGGUUAUCCGAGUCCAGGAUCACAAGGACCAGGAGGAUAUCCAAGUGGACAAGUUCCGCAAGGACCAGGCGGUUUCCCAAGUGGACCAGACACUGGUUUCCCUAUAGGACCUGGAGGACCUGGUGGACCUGGAGGACCUGGAGGACCUGGUGGACCUGGAGGACCUGGGGGACAUGGAGACACCGGAGAAUAUCACGGUGAUGAAGGAACAUACGACGAAGGAGAUUACUCGGCUAUUCCAGGAGAACCUGGUCGCGAUUAUCCUAUAUAUAGUGAUAUUCCGGAGACCAGCUUCAGUUGCGAUGCUCAACAAUUCCCCGGUUAUUACGCCGAUGUGGAAGCUCAGUGUCAAGUUUUUCACAUAUGUGUCAACAAUAAGACCUACGAUUUCCUUUGUCCGAACGGAACAAUCUUCCAUCAGCAAUUCUUUGUCUGUGUUUGGUGGAAUCAAUUCGAUUGUAACUCCGCGCAAAGCUUUUACUACUUGAAUGAAAAUCUGUACGAUUAUAAUAUAAUGGGAGCACCAGGCCAAGGAUUCCCAGGAAUUGAAGGACCAUUAGGGCCUGCUGGACCUGGUACAUAUCCAGGGGGUCCAGGAGGCCCAAGAGGGCCAGGAGGUCCGAGUGGUCCAGGUGGACCAAGCGGCCCAGGUGGUCCAAGUGGUCCGGGUGGUCCAAGUGGUCCCAGCUAUCCAGGUGGUCCGCAACAUCCUGGAGGUUAUCCAGAAGGACCGUCAGGCAGACCAAGCGGACCUGGUUUCCCAGGACGACCAGGAGGUCCAUCUGGUCCAGGUUAUCCUGGCCCAGGACCACAAGGUCCAUCAGGCCCUGAUUAUCAUGGUCCAGGACCGCAAGGUCCAUCAGGUCCUGGUUAUCCUGGUCCAGGACCGCAAGGUCCAUCAGGUCCUGGUUAUCCUGGUCCAGGACCGCAAGGUCCGUCAGGUCCUGGUUAUCCUGGUCAAAGACCGCAAGGUCCAUCAGGUCCUGGUUAUCCUGGGCAAAGACCGCAAGGUCCAUCAGGUCCUGGUUAUCCUGGUCAAAGACCGCAAGGUCCAUCAGGUCCUGGUUAUCCUGGCCCAGGUCCAUCAGGUCCAGGUUAUCCUGGCCCAGGAUCGCAGGGUCCAUCUGGUCCCAGCAGGCCAGGACCCGGAUAUUUAAGUCCUCCGUCAGGACCGUCAGGACCUCAAGGCCCUCAAGGACCUCAAGGACCAUCAAGACCUCAAGGCCCUCAAGGGCCAGGAGGAUAUCCUGGGAGACCUCAGGAACCAUCGGGUCCUACCGGACCGACGAGACCUCAAGGACCGAGUGGUCCUGGCGGUUAUCCGGGACCAAGCGGACCGUCUCCGGGAUAUCCAGGUAGUCAAGGAUCUCAGGGACCAAGAGGACCGCAGGGUCCAGGUGCUUAUCCGGGCCCAAGUGGACCCGGUGGUCGACCACAAGGACCUAGUGGACCAGAAGGAUAUCCUCCCAGCGGUAGACCAAGCGGUCCGUCAUUCCCACCUGGACCAGGUGGACCGUCCGGACCAGGAGGUAUCCCAGGAAAACCUCAAAAUGGGUCACCUUUCCCGCCACAGGGCCCCUCAAAACCAGAUCGUGAGUACUUGCCGCCAAGGGCUGGAUAAUCGUGAAUCUAAACGCUCCAGCCGGUAUCCAACAACGACUCCCACCGUUGUUAAUGCUGGAUGACACGUGUAAAUACGAGCCUCUUUACCUGUGUAAUCUAAGUGAUAUCGGUUAUUCGCAUUGCAUUCACUUUUACGUAUAGAGAAUUCAACUAUUCUGCUUGCGCGUUUAUUCAUCUUGAGGUUUCCGCGUUACCCAAUUAAAAGUUUAUAUGAUCAAGGUUAUUUGUUUCACCCAUAUUUCACGCUCCAGGGAAAUAAACUAGGAAAAGUAUAUUGUUUUACAAGAACAUACACAAAUUACAUGGUGGAUUCCUCUUCGUUUGAUUUUUUAUUAAACUUGAAUGCGCUUCACUGCAUUUGGCUUAUUUUGAACAUUAUAAUAUUAUGUUGAAAGCGAAUGCAAUCAAUUCGACGGAAACCUUACGAUGAAAGUAUGAGUAAAUAAUAUUAAGAUACAUACGCUGGAUGUAUUCGUCAAUGUUUGAUUCAACUCUACAAAUUCAAGUAUUACAAAAUUAAGCACAUUCGGUUUUUAUCAAUUAUUGUUAUAUACAAUAUAUAUAUACAAUUGAACGUUACGCUGAAAGCCAUUUCGUUAUAAUUGGCAUCUAUGUGUAGUAAAGAGACACUUAUUGACGUUAUUAUUGGUAAUGAUAUUAUCAAUUUUCAAUACAGUAAUUAUAAAGAUUAUUAGAGUAUCGUAAUAAUGCGCACAAAUGAGCGUUGAUGGAUACAUGCAGUUUUUAAGUAUUACAACACGACGUAUUUAUUUAUUCAGCUUUAAUAAAAAUAUGAACGUUAUCAUUACGACUUUACUGUCAAAAAGAGACCAACCGGCCGUCAUGCGGAUGUCAUCGAUACACGGAUUCUUGUACAAUUAGAGUUAUUAAUUGAACCUAAUUGAACGCUUGGAAGCAUAAUCAAACGUCACGCAUAUUUUAAGGCAAUUUCCUGUCUUAUACAAAGUGUCAUAUAAUUGCACAAUUUCAAGGCGAUUACUUCGUCGCUCACGGUCUGUCAAGCGCAAAACCGCCAACACACACGCGCGCGCAUACACACACAAUGACAUUUCUAACGAUCUGUGCGACGUACAUUGUUAGUUUGAUCCGAGAGGGAGAGCUGCAUGUGUAUCUGUAAGAUUACAAAAUAGUAUUCCUUAGGAAGUAAUUUACGAACGAAUUAUAGAGAUAUGAAAAUUUCCACGGCGGAGCUAAUCUUCUUCAUAGGAACAUUGUACACGAGCACUACCGCGAGACAUGUAAUAUGUCGGACGUAACCUUCCGACAGACGUAGCCUGACUAUCGAUUCCGAUCAAAUUUCGCGUCCAUGGAAGCACCGUGUCCGGUGCACACGCGCUAUUCUAAUUGUUACACGCUAGCGCGUUCAGAGAAUAAUCGCGUCCAGAGAGAGAAUCCGAUUUCCCGAUUUAAACAGCAUAUCAUUGUCAUAUACGUAGUUAAGC
This is a messenger RNA of Harpegnathos saltator (Jerdon's jumping ant), 4368 nucleotides long. RefSeq names its product spidroin-2. Gene Ontology annotation, molecular function: chitin binding. Bases 90 to 2903 code for a protein of 937 amino acids. The transcript has 5 exons. NCBI's taxonomy places the organism in Eukaryota, Metazoa, Arthropoda, Insecta, Hymenoptera, Formicidae. The record is from RefSeq and is a predicted model, not a curated record. Gene Ontology annotation, cellular component: extracellular region.